This is a messenger RNA of Salpingoeca rosetta, 777 nucleotides long. RefSeq names its product COP9 signalosome complex subunit 5. The transcript has 9 exons. The record is from RefSeq and is a predicted model, not a curated record. Gene Ontology annotation, cellular component: cytoplasm; COP9 signalosome. Bases 54 to 752 code for a protein of 232 amino acids. NCBI's taxonomy places the organism in Eukaryota, Choanoflagellata, Craspedida, Salpingoecidae. Gene Ontology annotation, biological process: protein deneddylation. Gene Ontology annotation, molecular function: protein binding; deNEDDylase activity; metallopeptidase activity.
CCCUGUUGCUCGGCUUGUCGCUUGCCUUGCUGUUUGUGCGUUUGUUGGCGGAGAUGGCUGAUGAGGAGGCGGCCGCACUGGCCAAGUUUGAGGACGCAAACGACAUUGCCGUGGUCGAUGAUGCGGACCAGGUGUAUGCGUACGAUGCAGACAAACAGCGUGAGGAGAUGCGCGCCGAGCCGUGGCUCUCCAACCCUUCAUACUUCACCAAAGUCAGGAUAUCCGCCGUCGCACUCAUCAAGAUGGUGACCCACGCCAAGACUGGUGGCCGGCUGGAGGUCAUGGGCAUCCUACAGGGCAAGGUGGAUGGGGACACGCUCAUUGUCAUGGAUGCUUUCGCCCUCCCUGUCCAAGGCACGGAGACACGUGUUAACGCGGGCCAGGCCGAGUAUGCUUUUAUGGUCCAAUACGCCGACCUGGGCAGCAAGAUUGGGCGGUACGAGAAUGUGCUUGGCUGGUACCAUUCGCACCCCGGAUACGGGUGCUGGCUCUCUGGCAUCGACGUCGCCACACAGCUCAUGAACCAGCAGCACCAAGACCCGUGGCUCGCCAUUGUGGUUGAUCCUGUGCGGACACAGGUCGCUGGAAAGGUGGAGCUCGGCGCGUUCAGGUGCUACCCAAAGGGCCAUGAGCCGAGCAAGACGAGCGACGCAUCGGAGUACCAGUCCAUCCCGCUCGACAAGAUCGAGGACUUUGGUGUCCACGCAAACUCGUACUAUCCUGGAGGUGUCGUACUUUCGGUCCAGCCUUGAUUCUCGCAUCCUGCAGUCGCUCUGG